AAGAUUGAUUAAAUUAAUUAAUCCAUAAUUUUUCCCGAUUUAAAUAUUUACUAUUCUCUGUUAAUACUAAUUGAUUAUAACAAAAGUCCAAGACGGAGUACGUAAUAUUGUACAUUAACAAAUAUAAAAUAUUUAGUCAAUGCCAGUGUUUGGUGAUGUAGAGUAAACAUUACUCGAUAUUCUACUUCGUAAUACAAAAGAGUUUUAUUUGAAAAAUAAUCUUCAUAAACAAGUGUAAGUGUGAAAAUGACCUCGUCCAUUAAAUAAAAUACAGACAUAACAUAAAAAACCAUGUCAAGGAUCACAUCUUUGAUGUUUUCUGAUUCAAAACAUUCAUAUAACAAGGAAGUCCACCAUUCUUAUAAAGUUUUUCGACUAGCUGAAGGAAUUCAUACUAAAAAUGUCAAAUUUUUUAAACACUGAUAGACGUAAAAAUGUACUCGAAGGAACAAAGGAAGACGAAUUCAAGUGACAAAAGAAUUCGUACAUGUAAUCGAGAUUUAAAAGUCACUUUCCCAUAUGGUUAUGCAUUUUUUAUCCAGAAAAAUGUAUCCAAAUAUUAAUCUUCCUCCUAAAAAGCACGGGUAAAUCACAGAACAGCAAAAAGGUACAUCGCGAUGUUCUCGCUUUUGUGUAGGUUAAACAUCUUGUCGCCGAUGUCUGUCAAUGAAAUAACGUGUUCUGCAUUAAUCAAAUCGAAUACUGAAAUGCUAUUUCCAAUAAGCGUAAGCGUAACUGGUAACGGGAAAAAAAGAAAUUGGAACACAGGAUAUCGCUGUUGGAGCGACAAAGUUUGUUUCAGUGAUAUUUCAAGAUACGAGUUGUCAAAGAGAAAAUUGUCCGUAAUAAAUGAAGAAAGGAACAAGUACGUGAGUUGUGAAAUGUAUCGCUAUAAAAUGAAGAGGCACAAUGAAAGAAGUGCUUUCUUGGUCAACAGUGGAUCGUCGAUCCUUUUGCAGUUCUGUUUGGCGCCAAUCUACCAUUCUUGGAAGUUCUCCAAGGAAUUUUGUCCUUCGACGGAAUACCAUAGUUUAUCCAUGCAGAAGUUGUCGAAUUCGAUGUUAAAGUUUUAUUCUUUCACGGAAAAUCCAUCUUCCUGUAAAAACUUACGGAAGUCUAAAGAUUUGUUCAAAACAGUAUUUUGUUCCCAGAACAUUCGUAACUAUUCCUCUUGCAAAGAACCUCCUUGCAAUAAAAGUCAGCUGAAGUCAGACGAUUGCGAUAAAACAACAAGAUGUUCCACGGAACAAGAUGUUUCCAAUGAUUCAAAAUUUAACGAAGGCAUGAAAGGAUGUUCUCAACUUUCGAGAAAAUGUCAACCACCCAUUGAGGAUAUUUUUGACGAGUAUACCCCUCCUUGUUCAGACAUAGAAGAUUACUGUCCUAAAGUGGCCUAUCAAGAUACAUUUUUGAAAUUGAUAACUACCAUCGGGCUGAUCCUGCUGAUAAGCAUGUCAUGUUACGUUUACACCAAGGUAAAAGAAUCGGGAAAACAACCGAGGCCUGACUUCAUUGAUGUUCCUUAUAUGCGAAGAAUAACUAAGCCUUUUCCAUGGGGCGAUGGGCACCACACCUUGUUCCAUAAUCCCGUGAGAAAUCCAAUAUCUCCACAUGGUUACGAGGUAGAAGAUCCAAACGUUAAAAAACCAGCCAAACCAAAGAACAGAGAAAAUGUUUAACUUAGAAGGCAGAAAAAAAGAGAAGACAUAAAAAAGAUUUUCAUAUUUUGUGACGAUUCGCCAUUCGAAACAUUGGCUCGAAAAAUACAGUCGAAAAAUACGUCGACAAACGUGCAUUUGCAAGCUUACGCUAACAAUAAGAGUAUUUAAAUAUUUCGUGGUUUAUCAUAACGAAUAAAAAAAAGACCUUGAAAAUUACAUUACAAUUUUUCAAAUGA
Molecule: messenger RNA, 1897 nt
Organism: Frieseomelitta varia
Lineage: Eukaryota; Metazoa; Arthropoda; Insecta; Hymenoptera; Apidae
Exons: 4
Coding region: 618-1679 (353 amino acids)
Biological process (GO): mitochondrial electron transport, cytochrome c to oxygen
Cellular component (GO): mitochondrial inner membrane
Molecular function (GO): enzyme regulator activity
Source: RefSeq, a predicted model, not a curated record